AUGGAGGAGUCCCCCGAGCUCGAGCGGCGGGCGGCCGCGGGCGGCGCUCUCCUGGACGGGGAGGACGAGGAGCGCGAGCCGCUGCUGCCGCGGAUCGCCUGGGCCCAGCCGCGGAGGAGCGCCCCGGGGACCGCCGUGAGGAUGGUGGAGGCCGCCCAGAAGGAGGGCUUGGCCUCCCUUAGCGCGAUCGACGAGAAACUGCUGUUCGGGCCCAAGGACUCGCCCUGCUGCCCCUCCCUGGAUUUGGGGCUCCCGAGGAGCUCGCCCACCCAUGGGGGGGACUGCGACCAUUCCCUGAGUUCAGAGUUGAAUUCAUUCGUGGAUGAUCCAGGGUUUGCUGAUGCUAUAUUGAAAGCGGAGCAAGCAAUAGAAUUUGGAGUUUUUCCAGAAAGAAUCCCUCAAGGUUCAAGUGGAAGUUACUUUGUAAAGGAUCCUAAGAGGAGAAUUAUUGGUGUGUUUAAACCCAAAUCGGAAGAGCCUUAUAGUCAACUGAAUCCAAAAUGGACCAAAUAUAUUCAUAAGGUCUGCUGCCCUUGCUGCUUUGGCAGAGGCUGCUUGGUUCCUAACCAGGGAUACCUUUCUGAAGCCGCUGCCUCCCUAGUGGAUGAAAAGCUUCAUCUGGGCAUCGUACCAAAAACAAGGGUGGUUUGGCUUGUCAGUGAGACAUUUAACUACAGUACAAUUGACCGUGCAAAAGCUAGAGGCAAAAAGUAUGCUUUAGAGAAAGUGCCAAAAGUAGGGAGAAAAUUUCACCGAAUAGGACUGCCUCCUAAGAUUGGUUCCUUUCAGUUAUUUGUUGACGGUUACAAGGAAGCUGAAUUUUGGCUUAGGAAAUUUGAAGCUGAUCCUUUGCCUGAGAAUACUAGAAAACAAUUCCAGUCGCAAUUUGAGAGAUUAGUGGUUUUGGAUUACAUCAUCAGAAAUACAGACAGGGGAAAUGAUAAUUGGUUAAUCAAAUAUGAAAAGCAGAAAGAUGGAAAGGAAAUUAAGGAAGCAAAAUGUGUUGAUGAGAAAGAAUCGCUCAUUAAAGUAGCUGCAAUUGAUAAUGGUCUAGCAUUUCCUUUUAAACAUCCUGAUGAAUGGAGAGCAUAUCCAUUUCAUUGGGCGUGGCUUCCUCAAGCAAAAGUUCCUUUUUCUGAAGAAACAAGAAACUUGAUUCUACCAAAUAUUUCUGACAUGAAUUUUGUGCAAGAUUUAUGUGAAGAUCUCUAUGAACUUUUUAAGACUGAUAAAAGAUUUAACCAAGCCACUUUUGAAAGUCAGAUGUCUGUGAUGAGGGGCCAGAUCUUAAAUCUGACCCAGGCUUUGAGGGAUGGGAAGAGUCCUGUCCAGCUGGUACAGAUGCCUUGUGUGCUUGUGGAGCACAGUCCAGGGAGAGCGAAGGGUCGGAUUUCCCAUCUCAACUCUUCCUUCACCCAGACUUUCCACUGCAGGAAGCCUUUUUUUACCUCCUGGUAG
Pipistrellus nathusii (Nathusius's pipistrelle) is the source of this 1458-nucleotide messenger RNA. NCBI's taxonomy places the organism in Eukaryota, Metazoa, Chordata, Mammalia, Chiroptera, Vespertilionidae. The record is from the annotation of a GenBank genome assembly.